CAGGAAAGCAUGAUGGCUGUAAACAAGUAUGGCGUGUGGUGAUACCCGUCGUCUGUGCAGCGAAACUGUGAGCGCCACUCGAAACUUGGCCUGUUUGAACGCCGAUACACACACCGUUACCGUUCGCAAACCCGCCUUAACGUUUUCACUCUGUCGCGUUCAGGUCUGCCUAGUGUCCAAGGAAACUUUCUUAAAUUGAACUGCUCCAAGUGGAGUUCGCCAUGUCGUUGCCGCCGUAUAGUGACAGCCCCAUACCGACGCCUUUUCGCAGUCCAGUGGAAAAUGACUUGCCUCCGUCUUACGACGACAUCACAAAUCCAAAUGCCCCCCCUCCAUCGUACCAGUCACUUUUUGGACAGGUUCGAGAGGUACACAAAGCAUCCAACGGAGUGCUAGACUUCUUGCGGAGUGUUAUACUCCUCUUGCUGGGCACUCUUGGAUGUACAAUCUUGGUUGGAGUCACAGUGAUCAUUCCUGUCAGCAUGAUAGUGAUAGGUACCACAUACUUAAAUGACUGCCCAGCUGAAAAGUACAUCCCAAUUUUUCUGGUGAUGGGUGGAGUGUUUGGUGUGCUGAAGACUCUACUCGACGUCUGUGGCAAGUGUCGACGCCCUGACAACAGCGGGGAGGCUGGCCGCAAUGUAGCAGAAGAACAGCGUGCUGAAGAGCGUACUUGGAGCACACUUGUGAAUUGUUUUCUUUUCGCCUGGUAUGUUGCUGGCUGUGUGUGGGUGUACCGUGCCUAUCCUCCGGACUACACAAACAGCGAAAGCCCUGCAUUUUGUGACAGGACUUUGUACCUCUUUGCGUUUGGACUCGUCACAGCGGGGCUGCUCUCGCUUGGCUUGGUGGCUGCCUGCCUCUGCUGCCUAACACUCUUCUCGUUGCUCUCGAGCAAGGAUUGAUAGCGGCGGCGCCCGCUCACAACUAUCGGCCUGGAAAGCCCGCAGACAUUGAUGCCACAGGUACCACUCACAAGCGCAAGACAUCCACGCCCAGCUUCCCCAAAGAGAGUGUGUGCGAAGGCGUGCUGCGACAGUGAGUGGCACAGUGAUGCUGGAUUUUUAGUCGUGUGAAAGCUACGUGAGGCUUGUCAAUGAGAGCUACUUUCACGAGUGAUGGAAAGCAGUUUAAACUGUUGUGCGACAGCCCCACUCAUUCCUGUGAACAUUUUGGUACUGAAUAUUUCGUUGAUAAAGGAGACAGGUGUAAAUCUCGUUUUCAGCCAAACCGUAGACUCAUUCAAGAUCAUAUUGUGCACAGGGGUAGCAUUCCAUGGUGCUUUUUGUUUAAUACAAAGUUUGGGUGCUGUACUUACUUGUUCUGACCAGAAUAUGUUUGUGUGUCAUAUACAGCAGUGGUGAAUGAAAGAUGACAAUUUCCCCUGUAGUAGGAACAACAAUGCUAUCUGUUUGCAGAAGCGUGAAAUUGCUCUGCAUUUAGUCUUUGUGGCAAAAAUUUUUCUCCUGUAGAACAAGUAGUGCCACUGUUCCAACAUAUGCUUCUGACUUAUUUUGUAUUAAGCAAGCAAGAGUGAAAGUUUGGUAUUGUUGGUACUAUGUUGCCUUAACCAAACGUGCAAAGACACAAGGACAAAGAGACAACCGAGCACCACAGUGCACUACUUUCAGCAGUCUUAUUUUUUUUAAAAAAGGAGAGGUGCCACAUGCAUAGGCUGCACCCAGUUGUCAUACUGAACUACAGUUAUCACACAUACACAUGAGAUCUAACCAUCAGUAUUACAAAUAACAGAAUACCUGAGACUCGAAUGGCUGUUCAGCUUACUUGCUAAUUGCUGCUCCCUUUUUGAACUUCAGUGCAGCAGAAUGUGCAGUAGAGCUGCACAUUCCCUCUGGCAGUUACCUAGGCCAGUAUUUUGUAGCGAUGCCUUUCCGGUGCUAAUGCCUUUUCGCGCUUAUCGCGCUUUGUCAGUGGUCAGAGCGACGGUCCGCUCGCGUUAUCAACGGGAUCAGCCGGCCAUGAGCGGUGGAUGAUAAGACUAGUAUAGAAUAAGUCAUAAGGCAUCGCUACAAAAUACCGGCCCUAGUUACCCAAGUAAGCAUCAAAGAUGUUCAUUGAAGAGCGGCACACAGCUACUGGCACAUACUCGGUGACCCAUAUUGGUAUCAAAGAGAGAGAGAAACUGACCAAAGUGCUCUUGUAACCUUCAUCUUAUUGUCAACAAAAGGAACAAGACAUCGGCCUUUACGCAUCUCAUGUUGGUCAGCGUGCCUACUCCAGGUCGGUGUCAGAGAUUCUUUUGAAGAGUGGUACGUACCCAGUACCAUUGACUCAUGUCAGUGUCAAAGAGGCUCGUUGAAGAGCAGCACAUAGGUGCACAGUGCCACAUACGCAGUGACUGAAGUUUAUCCCACGGUUGGUUUCGAACCCUGUUUUGUCAGCACAACAGCCAGAUGUGCUACCUAUUCGACCAUGGACUACCCAAAGACCCAGGUUUGCGAGAAAAUGGUUAAACAUAGAUAGAUAGUAAGCCCUCAAGUAGUGUGUGAAGUACCUUAAGAAUGCUAAUCACAAUAAUUAACUAGGCUAUUAAGUGUACAACUUGGUAACAGUAAUGGACUGCUGCUGCUUUUUUAACUUCAGUGACUGCACCAUCUUAUGCCUGUCAUUUUUGAAGAGGCCACAUCUGUUUUAGGCCUGCUCAUUUUUACCUCAUGCCUACCAUGCCAUGCACUAUAGAAAGGGUACCGAUACGUGUCCCCACUUCCAGUGAGCUAUCUUUCUGGCAUUACUUAUCCCCGAUAUAAGCUGAUCCUUGUGUUUGGAUAGAAUAGUGUGCUCUUGAAAUACCAGUGGGGCGCAGCCUAUGUAUUUCACACCAGGUUGAAAGCCAUCCUUCGUACAGUCGGGGACAAAAUUUUAAGGUCCAUGGCCACAGAAUAAAUGUUGACUUUCGUUGAAUUUAGCAUGCACAACCAGGAACUGAGGGAUGCGCUAUCAUUCCAGAGUGAGAAAAAAUUAGGUAGACUGUCUAUGUUUUUAGCCAUUUCAAAAUUCUGCAUUUUCUAUGUGGGUGCAGUCCACGAACUUUUGUCCCUGACUGUACAUUCUAGUUGCAUCGUAAACACGUUCUCAGCCAGUCUUCUCAACAUAAUACAUUCCUGGAGACAGUGGAAUCUGGUAGACUGCAUUUGGUUUGUAGCGUGUACUGUGGUGACAUUUCUUUCCAAAUAAAACUGUUGGGAGUAGCGCACUGCAGUAUCAGAUUCAGUCUCUUUGUCCUUCUAAUUUUAGUUAUAGUGAAACUGGCAAGUACUGCAUCCAAACUUGGUACUAAACAAAAUUCACAAUGUGCCACUGCUGCGUACAAUUUGAGUUAAAGCAAGCCAGCAACUUAGGCAGAAGAGGCAUUUAUACCUGGCUGCCUUAUCAACAUCACAUAUUAAGAAUGUAAUGGUGAGGCAUGUCUUCAUUGCACUGUUAUGUGCCAUUGAUGGCUUCAAAACUGGCCCUUCAUUUUUCCCUAUAUGCUGUGACCAAAGGGCAAAAGAAUGGUGCAGUCGACUUCCAUUAAUCCAAUUCAGGACUUGCGAAGUGGGUUCAAAAUAUACAAAGCUUAAAGAUGUGUUCAGAACUUGCAUUGAGUUGAACAUUCAGUAUUUACUGGAAGUGUCUCGAUGACAUUACCUCUUCAGAUGCUCAUAAGAUGAACAAGACUCAUUGUACGAGCAGUGUUGUUGAAAAGCCUAACAUACAUUGUCUUCAUGCAUGAAAAACCGUUUCACAAGCCAAAAUGUCAUUUGCACUUCUUGAGGAGGUGAUUGGAGUUUCUAGACCUCUACAUUAUCAAUGUUGCUGCUGUCUAAUUGCCUUACCUAUGCAGUGCUACAGUCAAAAUUUGUGACGUCGUCAUUGUUCAGGAUGUUGCAUAUUUCUGCGUUAGCAUACACGGACUCUCUCAUGCCGACAUUGCCUAGAACUUCAUGGUCUUUAAGGACCAACAACUUAGCUGGACUGUCCACACCGGAACUGUUGUACAAGGGUGUGAAACCACAGCUUCUGAAACAGUUUUGUAAUUGCUGGCGGCUUUGAAGUCUUUGUGUGUUUCUCCGAACAGAGUCAGUGCAUUUGGUCUGACCAGGAGUACUUGUAAUUUAACUGCCUAGUCUGCUCUAGUGCAGCUUAUCUGAUAUUCAACAUCUCAAGUAUGAAAUAAUGAGCUCGUGUUUUGUUCUGCAGAAACAUAUAAGGGUCUUUCAGGAUCUCAUGUUCAACUUGACAUUUCAAGUUUGAUUGAACAGCAUGCUUUUUAUAAAAAUUCCUAUUAUAGACACUUCCUAACUACAUUUGCAGUGGCAAUGCUGCCAUUGCCUUAACAGGGCAUACCACAAUUCCUAUUUUUUUUUUUUUCUAGUUUAAGCAUGAGAAUGCCAGUCUUGAACUUUUUCAUUCUUUGUGUUAGCAAAAGCAGGCUUAGAAAGCAUUGCUGAACUUAAGUAUUAAGCAAUGAUGACGUCUGUAGAGGACAGCAUGUAAGGAGGAAGCAGACUGCUGUACUCUACAAAGGCUGAUAAUUUAAACUAGUGCACGCUUCUGCAAGAGCUCAGCUUCGAGUCGUGGGCCAGGCUUUCACCGCCCAACUCUUAUUUGCUUGGACUGGGCCCAAACCAGAGUGUGUGUGCUGAUUAUAUGGGCUGAUGGCACUAUUUCAGCUUGACAGUGAUGUGCAGAUUGUUUGCACACUACUGCAAAUCUUUACUGCAAGUUAGACUGCAGGAGACACUGAAAGUUGCACUGUGCAUAAUAUGCAUGGAAGUCGCAUCGCACAUUAGCUGUUUUGCAUGUGAGGUUGAACUGCCAAUAUCUUUCUUGCGCCCAGUAGCAUAGGCAUUACCAGAACUUUUGAACAUGUUGAAUUGAAGGAAAGACCGAAUUAAUGGAAGUCGACUGUAACGUCUAAAAAGAGUGUUCUGUACUUAUUCUGUAAGCUUGUCAGUUCACCAACGAGUUUUGCAAUGAUAUUUAUCUAUGUGCAGUAUACUGACAGGUCCGCGGCAUAAAAUACAGCAGUUUCAGUGAGUUUAUUUAUUUUCUGUGUUAAAGGGAGGAGCAUGGGCACCUUUCUGGACUGCCGAUCAGUUGUGUGACCAUUAUAAGAUGCAUAAGAACAAUAGAGUACUUAAUUUCCAUAGGUUAUGGUGUGCAAAACUGCAUGGAGUUUUAGUUUAUGUGACAAAUGGUAUUAUGUUGAUUGCUUACUGAUUAGCCACUAUAGCUUGCCACUAUUGGAAUUGGCUAUCCAAGCCAUCUCUCGGAAAUGUUCUCCCAUAGCAAAUAAAGUGGCAAACAUUUGCGGUCUGUCAAUAUACUGUUUUUUUGAACCUUUUGUCUUUAGUAUGCUCUAUGUAUAUAAUCGCGAUUUGUGCUAAUUGAAAUUAGCCAUGUCUUCUAAGAUGAACAGCUCAAAUGAAGCUGUACACAUGCAUUUUGUACGGAAGAUUGUUUCACGUUGGUAUACCGUGUGCAUCGUUCAAUGUGAAAAAUAGGAAGCCUUCAAAGUGCAAUUCAUGCAGCCUUCUGUAUAAAUAAUGGCUGAAAUGUUGUUGCAGCUGCCUCUGGUCUUUUUGGAACUGUACAAAUAGCCAGCUAGUGGACAUGUUUUGUUGUAGCAUUACCUCGGGGAGUGCUAUGGACCGAUUGCCCAAGCAUGCAAAAAGACAUUGGAAGCGUUAGACUGUAUAGUCUCUCGCUGGGCAUAGCCAUGUUUGAAACAUUUAGCGGCAGUCAUGGGCUGGUCACAGUGAGAAAUGUUACAGGAGGCAUUUGGGAAAAGGCUUGCAUGUGAAGCUGCCGAAAUCUAAGAAAUACAUGAGCUGUGCGCUGUGAAUAGUGAAUGCAGAAUUCUGCGAUAUAGUCACAUACUGGUUAAGAAUGUGGUGUCCCUCAAAUUGAACAUGUACUCUUGCACCAGUGAAAUUCACCCUGUUCUUCCCUCUUCAUAUCUUUGCCCCUGCUAAAAGAGAAUUUUGUUCUUGAAGUGUGAAUGAUACCCACAUCUUCAUGUGAAGGGAUCAACCAAGCCAUGGUACAUGUUCGCUGCUGCUACUACUGCUGUACGCGACACAAGAACAAAAGGGGUGGGAGGUAUCUAAGUGGUCCUUCAGACAGAAAUUUAGGGCAGUCCCUUCCUUAAUCGCUUUUCAAACUACCGUUAUACUCUGUGAACUGUGUUCUCAGUCUCUCAAACCUGCCGAUCUUGGCUGUCCACACGUUUAUUGCAUGGCCACAGUUCACUCGAUGUUGAUGAACCACUGAGGCAUCUGCUCUUCAUGCUAGUGCAGUCACUAAAGAAACCAUUAACAAUGCCACAAAAACCCGAGACAGUGUGAGAGACAAGUACGAUGGGAACAACAGGAACAGUGCAAGAUUGUUGCUAUUGUGCUUGUGUAUCUCACCAUCCCAGUUUUUUGUUCCAUUAACAAUGAAUCUGAUAACUUGCCCUGUUUACUCCAAGAGAACGGUUGCCCUAAGAGAAAUAUUUUUUAUAGUGUGGAAUGAUGCAGGGCAGGCACAUGGCACUUUAGGGAAGGAGUGUCUCUUACAUUCUCAACCUGGCACCAGCUGUAGUUAUUUUCAUGUGCCUGAACAAUCCAGUUUUUUUUUUCCCCCAAGUUUGUUUUCUGUAAACAUCUUGAAGAAUUCGCUUAUCAUACAGCAAUCUUUCCCCUCUCUCUCUUUUUUGUCACUCUUUUGUGCAGUCAACACUACUCUGCCUGCUGCUUCCUGUCAGUAAUGCAAAUGCGGACGUGGCAUUAACAAAAGGAGGGUAGCGUACUGUGUGAAU
Messenger RNA from Dermacentor silvarum, 6805 nucleotides. RefSeq names its product transmembrane protein 272. The transcript is spliced from 6 exons. The record is from RefSeq and is a predicted model, not a curated record. The coding region runs from base 222 to 905 and encodes 227 amino acids. NCBI's taxonomy places the organism in Eukaryota, Metazoa, Arthropoda, Arachnida, Ixodida, Ixodidae.